CACAAUCACUAGUCUGUACAAGUAUAUGCCUACUGGUACUACCUAUACCGAGUGCAAACAAAUACAACAAAGUGUACUCAUGGUAUACGUGUUUGGAACGAGAAAUUUUCUCUAAUUGUUUUUCUUAAUUCGUAUCGCGCGUGUAUAGUGGCGCUUUUAUCGUUACACCGUGUGAAAGUUUUUUAAUUAAACAACGAAAAUUAAUUCUCCAACAAUUGAUUAAACAAUUUUAUUAUUUGGGCGCAUACAGCUACGAACCAGGCUUUGCUUGCUACUUCGAGUACCAUAUAACUUCGAAGAACACUCGUACUUGAUCGUAUAUAUUUUUCCGAAAACCCAACGUAACGAUUCAAGACUAGCGAAUAUGUUGCAAAAAAUCAAGAAAAUUGGCGAAUUCGACGAAGAAACAAAGAAAAUCGUGGACACCUAUUACAAAGCAGCCCUGGUGACCGGAUAUGUAAGCUGCAAUGGCUACAUGCUAACUGAUUUAUUUCCAAAAGUCGAGCCAGAAAUUUCUCAACUCGAUGUGAGGGAUGAGGAUAUUUGGGUCGUAUCGUAUCCUAAAUCAGGUACGACAUGGACUCAAGAAACUGUCUGGUGUAUUCAAAACGAUUUAAAUUUCGAGCUUUCCAAGAAGAUUAGUCUAUCUGAACGAUUUCCUUUUCUCGACGUACCGUUCAUGAUAAAUACGAAAAUACUCUCAGAAAAAGAUCCGCAAGCUGUGCAACGUUUCGGAGUCGAAUCUAAAUUACAGAAGAUAAAUAAUUUACCAUCUCCUCGAUUUAUAAAAUCUCAUUUACCACUCGAUUUCCUUCCGUUGAAACUUCAAAAUAAUUCCACCAAUGCUAAGAUCAUAUGCAUAACGAGAAAUCCUAGAGAUUUGAGUAUAUCCCAAUACCAUCAUUGUCAAGUGUUCGAAGGAUUCCAAGGGACUCAAGAAGAAUUCGCUGAAUUAUUUAUCAAAGGAUUAGUUCCUUACGGACCUUAUUGGGAUCACAUAUACAGCUACUGGAACCAGCGAUCCAAACUGAACAUAAUAUUUAUACGAUUCGAAGACAUGAAAACGAAACUACCUCAGACAAUUGAAAAAAUCUCCAAGUUCGUUGGCAAAGUGCUAACCGAAGAGGAAAUCAACCAGCUAGCAGCUCACGUUACCUUCGAUAACAUGAAGAAUAUCAAAACAGUCAACAAGCAAAAAUUCACCGAUAUGAUUAGAAAUCUAAACAACGUCAAUCAGGAGGCUACAUUUAUGAGAUCUGGUCAAACUCACCAAUGGAAAACCAAGCUGAACGCCGACCUGAUUGAAAAAUUUGAGAAAUGGGAGCAGGAAAACUUGAAAGGAAGCGAUUACGAACUGAAUUACGACGAAGCAUAAUACGAAAAAUUGCAGUCAAUGCUUAAUUACGUCAUGUAACUCAUGUUGUAUCAAAACUUAAGCCGGGUUUUUUUCUACAUUAUUAUUAAAAUAUAAUAAAGCUUUUUUCUGAAA
Molecule: messenger RNA, 1489 nt
Organism: Planococcus citri (citrus mealybug)
Lineage: Eukaryota; Metazoa; Arthropoda; Insecta; Hemiptera; Pseudococcidae
Product: luciferin sulfotransferase-like
Exons: 7
Coding region: 365-1375 (336 amino acids)
Biological process (GO): sulfation
Cellular component (GO): cytoplasm
Molecular function (GO): sulfotransferase activity
Source: RefSeq, a predicted model, not a curated record